Sinocyclocheilus grahami is the source of this 735-nucleotide messenger RNA. RefSeq names its product 5-hydroxytryptamine receptor 1E-like. NCBI's taxonomy places the organism in Eukaryota, Metazoa, Chordata, Actinopteri, Cypriniformes, Cyprinidae. Gene Ontology annotation, molecular function: G protein-coupled receptor activity. The record is from RefSeq and is a predicted model, not a curated record. The transcript has a single exon. The coding region runs from base 1 to 735 and encodes 244 amino acids. Gene Ontology annotation, cellular component: plasma membrane. Gene Ontology annotation, biological process: positive regulation of MAPK cascade; adenylate cyclase-activating adrenergic receptor signaling pathway.
AUGGAGAUGGAGGGUACCCUGGGCGCUCCGGCCAACGCCACCAACACCACCGCCACCCCAGGAUCGGCCUUCGGCGUGGAGCUGCUGGCGGAGCGGCUGGCCGUGGUGGCUCUGCUGGCGCUGGUGACGCUGCUGACGGCCAUGAUGAACGGCGCUGUCAUCGCAGCCAUCUGCACCACCAGGAAGCUCCACCUCCCUGCAAACUACCUCAUCUGCUCCCUGGCCGCCACUGAUUUCCUGGUGGCCGUGCUGGUGAUGCCCAUCAGCAUCCUCUACAUCACCACGGAGACCUGGCUGCUGGGGCCAUUCGUGUGCGAGGCGUGGCUGAGCAUCGACAUGACCUGCUGCACCUGCUCCAUCCUGCACCUGUGCGUGAUCGCGCUUGACCGCUACUGGGCCAUCACUAAAGCCAUCGAGUACGCCCGCAAGAGGACGGCCCGGCGCGCCGGCAUCAUGGUGGCCAUUGUCUGGCUCAUCUCCAUCUUCAUCUCCAUUCCGCCUCUGUUCUGGAGGCAGCGUGGGGACGGGACAGGCCCGCAGCAGUGCAUCAUCGAGCACGACCACGUGGGCUACACCAUCUAUUCCACAUUCGGUGCUUUCUACAUCCCCAUGACUCUCAUCCUCAUCCUGUACUCCCGGAUUUACAGCGCCGCCAAGACGCUGUACCAGAAGCGCGGCUCCUCACGCCACUUCAGCAGAAUGCAAUCUCCCGUACUGUGCUUUGCUUUGUUUUGA